AUUCCACAGGCGGCGAUCCGUGAAACUCUGGUACUUCCGAACUGUGAAAGUAUAUGCAUCCCAUGGAUGUUAGCAGAAAAGAAUGAUUGGGUCCCAAGGAAGAUGGCUCCAUUCCUAUGGGUUCGUCAAGAAGCUGUUGAUGAGCCUAAAUUAGGAGAAGCACCUGGGGACACUGGAGGGGAGCUUGUAGCCACCAGCAGCAGCAGGGGAAGAAAACAGAACGCCAACAGUAUACAAGAUGAGCGUGAGAAGAGUAAGAAUGUCCUUCCUGCUCACCCGCCAGCUUAUGAAUCAUCUGAGUCGGCAUCAUCUCAAGCUGAUCUAUUUCCUUCAAGUUCCAGUCACCAAUCCACCAGCAGUCAGUCACUGCUAGAUUUGAGGACCCCACUAUUAAGGGAUGAGCCACAGGAGAGUUGCAUUAUUCAGAGAAGAGCAAACAACCCAGACUGUCAACCCACAAGAGCAGUGAUACGGAAUGAGGAACAGACUGCAAUUGGUGGUGAUGCAAGGCCAAGGAAAAUAGGGAAAAGAGAAAGGAUGAUAGGAUUGGGGAAGAAGAUGGGGGAAAAGCUUGAAGAAAAAAGACGGCACUUGGAAGAGAAAGGCAGGCACAUUGUUGAGAAGAUGUGGGGGCCAUCAUAGUAGAGAUAAACUUAAACCUGGUGGAAUUGGGUGCACACAGUUACUGUUGACUUCAGUAGUUGCAGGCAGGGUGUUUGGUAUUUUGUACCACUGUGCAGAAUUUGUGGUUGCUACUUGGCUGAAGUUGAUAUAUUGUAAUCUUUAAAACGUUUCUUUAAGAUAGAGAUGUGUUGUACAGGUAACAAAAAAAUUAGAUAUUGUAUUAUAUUGAUUCAAUCAAUGAUAUUCUUGUAGCGAAAACAAGAGCAAAUGGUAUUUUAAUUUGUA
Macadamia integrifolia is the source of this 909-nucleotide messenger RNA. RefSeq lists its product as uncharacterized. The record is from RefSeq and is a predicted model, not a curated record. Gene Ontology annotation, molecular function: lipid binding. Gene Ontology annotation, cellular component: endoplasmic reticulum. NCBI's taxonomy places the organism in Eukaryota, Viridiplantae, Streptophyta, Magnoliopsida, Proteales, Proteaceae. The transcript has a single exon. The annotation marks the transcript as partial.